This is a messenger RNA of Brachypodium distachyon (stiff brome), 1993 nucleotides long. RefSeq lists its product as uncharacterized. Lineage: Eukaryota; Viridiplantae; Streptophyta; Magnoliopsida; Poales; Poaceae. The record is from RefSeq and is a predicted model, not a curated record. Bases 217 to 1572 code for a protein of 451 amino acids. The transcript is spliced from 15 exons.
GUACAUGCCCUUUACACGAACGGAGCGCACGAGCCGUGCACCUCUCCUCUCUUCUCUCUUCUGCUGCUGCUACUUACCCAACUCGUCCCUCCCUACCUCGCGGUCGCGGGCGUCGAUAGAACCCAAGGCAAGCGCGGUACGGCUGGAUUCAUUGAUUGGUUGAUUCGGAUUUGGAUUUGGCUGGAUUCGAAUCUUGCUGAGGCGGCGGCGGGGAGGAUGAGGAUCUCGAGGCUCGUCGCGGUGGCGGUUCUGGUGAUCGCCGCCGUGGUGGCCGGCGCGGCCGCGGAGGAGGUGGCCGUGGUGGACGACUCCGUCGGGGCGGGGGAGAUCGCCGCCGCGGGGGCCAAGGAGGCGGCGGCGCUCAGGGCGGAGCUGGCGCAGCUCAGGGAGAAGAUCUCCGAGUUAGAGUCAGGCAUCGCAGGGAGAUCCCAGGAACUGAAGAGCAAGGAUGAUGCCAUCACGAAGCUGGAGAAGGCCAUUGCGGAAAAGUCACAGAAGAUUGCUACUCUGCAGAGCGAGAUCACAUCUCUCCAGAAAAAGGGGUCUGUAGCUGCUGAGGAGCAGGCAGGCAAGGCCAUUGCCCGGGCUGUUGAGCUUGAGAAACAGGUUGACAAGCUCAAUAAGGAGAUUGAAGCACAAAGUAGCCAGAGAGUAGCACUUGAGGCUAGAGCUAACAAGGAGGAGAAGAAAGUGCAAGAUUUGAACUCAAAGCUUGAGUCACUCCAAAAGGCAAGUGGGGAGCAAAAACGUGCAAUCCAGAAGACGGAGCGUGCUCUUAAAGUUGCUGAGGAGGAAUUGAUGAGGCUGCAACUAGAAGCAACAACUAAGUCACACCAGCUGACAGCGGUACAUGGAGCAUGGUUGCCACCUUGGUUAGUGGCACAUUCUGCUCGCUAUGUGGAUGUGGUCUCAGGUCACUGGAAUGAACAUGGAAAACCUGCCAUGGAGAGUCUUUUGCAGAAGGCAUCAGAAAAAUCAGCACAUGCAAAGAAAUGGGCCGAACCACAUAUCGAGACUGCUAAGAUGAAAUUGGUUCCUGUUAAGGAAAAGUUGGCCGUGCUCAAGAAAAACGCAGAACCUUAUGUGGAAAAGGUGUCUACAAAAUCAUUCGAGGUUUAUGAGGCAUCGAGGGAUACUGUUACACCUCAUGUUGUAAAGUUCAAAGCAUUUGCUGAUCCCUACUUCCAGGAGGCAAAGAAGUUCUCUAAACCUUACAUUGAUCAAGUUGCUGAGGUCACUAAGCCACAUGUUGAGAAAGUUAGAACUACUCUUAAACCUUAUACUAAAAGAGCAGUUCAUGCGUAUGGAACAUUUCUUGAGUCUGCAACUACAUAUCAUCGUCAGGCUCAAGCAAGCAUCUCGGAUCACCUGCACCAACAUGAGGUAACAAAAUCACUUGCGACGAAGGAGUUGGUUUGGUUCCUGGCUUCUGCUUUGCUGGCUUUACCUGUCUUUGUUAUAUACAGGCUUCUAGUAGAAACCUUCUGCACCAAAAAGCAGAAGAAAUCCUCUCGCGAUGGCAAUGGAAACCAUGGCAACAGGAGACACAAGCGCCGACAUGCUGAGAAGUAAAUUAGUUUCUACUGCUAUGUAGGGUUGCAGGGUUGAUGCGUUGACGGAUUUAUGUUGAAAUCCAGAUCUUUAUGCAAAAUUCAGACUGUUCUUCCCUGGGGCUGUUAUCCCAAGCCACGGUGGAAGGAUGUUUGUGGAUCAUGGGUUAACCCGGACUUGGAAUACGCUGUACACCACCAGAUUUUCCGUUUCCUUUUUUGCCCUUGUUUGUAUGAACUAGUUUUCAGCAGUGGCCUUUUCAGCAGUGGCCUUGUGUAUCUGCAUUCUGCCGAGGUUUAUGGGCUUAAACCUCAGUGUUUGUUUAAUUGCUUACUGUAACUUUUGUCAAUGCGCUUGAGUUUGUUUGUGGCGCGGUUUUAUUUUUGUGCUCACUAUAAAAUUUCUCUCAAGUUUAUGGAAUUGUAUGCAUAUAUACAUAGUA